Centrocercus urophasianus (Greater sage-grouse) is the source of this 2796-nucleotide messenger RNA. RefSeq names its product migration and invasion inhibitory protein (gene MIIP). Bases 98 to 1381 code for a protein of 427 amino acids. The record is from RefSeq and is a predicted model, not a curated record. Gene Ontology annotation, biological process: negative regulation of G2/M transition of mitotic cell cycle; negative regulation of cell migration. The transcript is spliced from 10 exons. Lineage: Eukaryota; Metazoa; Chordata; Aves; Galliformes; Phasianidae.
GCUGCGGGAACGGCGGCGGGUCCGGGGCUGCCCGGGGGAAGCCCGAAGCGAGGGCGGGGAUCCCCGGCUGUGCGGCGCAGGAGGACACGUCCAUAGGAUGGAGUCAGAGCACCUCAGGUUGCGUCAGGCCAACCAGGACCUUCUACAAAGGCUCAGAGUGAAGCAGGAAGAGAUAAGAAAAAGUCUUCCCAGCAAGCCGCUUCUUCCAGCAUCUCUUUAUAAUAGAGCAACUGCUGAAGCAUCUGUCCCCUUGCCCAAGAGAGGGAAGGAAAAUCAAGUUGAUCGUGUGUUCACACAGCAUGAUCCUGCAACGUUGGUGUCUGUGGAACCCAGAGCUUGCACAGCCAGAGCAGCCCUCUGUUCAUCACUCAAACACAGCAGCAAUGACAGAGGGGUGCAGCAACAAACGAGGAUGCAGGAAUCAAUUUUGCAAUCCUGUUUUCCUGCUAAAGAGAAAAAUCUUAUACCUGUGCCUGCAGUCAUUACAUGUGAGAGAGAAACUUGUGGACUGGUUGGGGAUAGCCAUGCUCAAGGAAGUGCAGAGGAAGGCUCCUUCCUUCUUGGACGUGAAAAGAACAGAAGACAGACCACUCUUCCUUGUGGUUCCAGUGAGAAGAAUGAGCUUAGGGGUCAUUUGGACCCAUCAGCAAACAGGACACAAAGUGCAGAGACCUCCAAGGAAGCCACAACACCUAAAUCAAUCCUGCUGACAUCUCAGUCCAAAGGGUUGAAGAAGGAAGCUGGUCGUGUGACUUUUCAAGAUGAACCUGAAGAAUACACUGUGCCUGCGAGUAGCUGGUCCGUGCGUCCAUUCCUGGGCUACGACUGGAUUGCAGGGCUUCUGGAUACAAACUCUUCAGUAGAAGAAAAAUCUGAUCAAUAUUUUGCUGAGCUCCACGAGUUUCGACAGGCCAACAAAGAAGCAUGUAUCUCUGAGCAGCACAUGGAGACUGAGCCUCUGGAAUGCAUAAUUCCUGAACAAGACUUGAUAGCCAGUUCCCAUAAAUGUGUUUACUGUUACCGAUUAAACCGGCGCCUCUUUCCUGUCCCUAUGGAUUCAGAUUCUGCCUGUCCUGUCUGUAAGGUCCCACGUACCCACCAGCCCCCAGAGACACUGGAAGAGCCAGCCUAUGUCAGGGUCAGCAUUCCCAGGUCUACUCUUAUGCCUGCCUACAAAUACAAAGCUCACUGCAGGAAAAGCUUUGAACCAGCAGACAGCCUUGCAUUACCUUUGCAUUGCCUGGUUGGCUGGGAAAAUACCAUUCCUUCCAGUGACCCCACAGUCAGCAGUUUGGACCUGCAAGCUUCACUGAAAGAGAAACCUCACCAUUCCCUCUCACCUGAACCUGGUGUCCAGAGUGUCAGGAGGAGCCAGAACUGACCAGCUUUUGAACCUGACCUCCUCAACACUCUUCAGAUUAAGCAGUGCUUCUCAGCAGAGGGACCAAAACAAACAUGGACAUUGCAGAGCAGCUUCACUUGUAAAUACUACUGCCUCAGCUGUGGACCACUGACUUGUUGGCCCUGGGGAAGGGAUGGGGGCAGGGAGUGGAAACAAGUUAAUUUGUUCAAAAAUAAAUCCUGGAACGAGGAGAUUUUUUUUCUAAUUUUUGUAGUCCCAUAUCUCUAUGAGCAAGCAGUCCACUUACUUCACUGUACAAACUCAUGGCUUUUCACUUUGCACAUUUUGCAGCUACUUCUAAGCAGAUGCAGGAGCUUUCCUACCUAAGGCUUUUAAAGAGAUGUGGACUGGAUAAGUAGAAGAACCAUAGCAACAGAUGUGUACAGGGUUCAUCUGCCAUUUCAGUUAAGCAAAUCAGAAAUGUAGUGUUAUCUGAGAAUGCUAGGGCAAGGAAUUAGCUUAUGGAUGGCCUUGUUCAAUGGGAAGCACACAGAUAUGCUUAUUUUCAGACAUGGGAAGCAUAACAAAUGCAAAUCACUAAUGCCUUAAACUUGAGAUACUCAACAGUGUAGUUAAAAAAUCCAGUUUAUCUUCAGUGUCUGUAGCUACAGGGUACAUUACAGAGCCAUUAUAAACUUGGAAAAGCACAUUUUAUUACUCAAAAACCUAGAAAAUGCCUUCAGAUAUUUGCAAGUUACACUUACCUCUACUUUUCCAAAGUUUUUAGAGGUUAGCAAAAAAUCUUUGUGGAGAACAGUUUGAGAGCAAAAGCAAUUUGUUCUGUAUGGUUUGAUUUGUUUGAACUUCGUGGUAUGAUCUUUCCUUAUCUAAAAAUGAUAACACAGACGUCAUGUUUUGUCUCCAGUAAUCCUGAAAGAUAAAUUCCUUUCUUAAGAAUUCUGGAAGUUAUUGUGUAAUCUUGAUUUGCAAUUGCAUUCAUAAACUUUAAAUCAAGUUUAUUGGUGAGAGCAAACUUCACAGAAAGCUUUGGGUUUGCACCAGUAUUUUCAGCUUCCUGCUGUUCGGUGUUAAUUAAUGUCCCCAAUAUUUAUAAAACAAAUGUAUGAUUAGACGUUUUUAAGCAAGGGAGCAGUGUUGCAAGUGAAUGAAGCCUUACUGUGUGACUGGAAUGGAAAAUGAAUGGCCUGACUGACUAGUUUUGCUUUGGGUUGAAUAUUUAGGGUAAAGGGAAAGGAAUUGAUCACGUUCAUUCCUCUAAAGCACGAUCCCAAGCUGUCUCUCCCUUCGUAAUGUUUUUUCCUAUGUUCAUACAUGCUCUUUCAGAUGGAGCUUCCCAGAAUUACUCGGUCUUAAAGUCUAUCUAUUGAGAUAGAUAGAGGUAAUAAUCUGAGCUGUCCCAUGUGCCCUUAUUGCUAAUAAAAAUUUCACUUUCA